GAAUGUUUGUUAGGUUGUUAGGUUAGGUUAAUUUAAUAAUAAAAAAAUACCUCACAUCUAGGCCUAGUCCGACCUUGUUCUAUGCUGUAGCUAUAAGAUUUUGACAAUUUAACAUAUUUGUUGUGGUAUCCAAUCACUGGAUUCCAAUCGUUUUCCCUACCAUGAUUUAUAUUUAAUUAGGCCUAAUAUUUUUAUUUCGUGCCACAGGAUUAAACUUAUUUUAUGUCAAUAUGAAAGUAAAGGUGUUGACUAGAAAUCCUGACCAUUACCUAAGAGAAACCAAGUCAGAUAUUUUUAAAGCUCCAAGGAACUAUGAUCCCAGCCUUCAUCCAUUUGAGGCGCCACGAGAGUAUGUUCGAGCCCUGAAUGCUGUGAAGCUAGAGAGAGUUUUUGCCAAACCGUUUAUUGGAAAUUUGGAUGGUCAUAGAGAUGCAAUAUGUUGCUUGAAGAAACAUCCCAACAAGUUAGCUCUGUUAUCAAGUGGAGAUUUCAAUGGAGAGGUUCGUCUGUGGGACUUAUCUCAGAGGCAGUGUGCUCGCACUAUCCAAGCACAUGACGGUUGUGUCAGGGGACUUACCUUCAACUCUGACGGUACUCAUUUGCUGUCUAUCGGAGAUGACAAGACCAUCAAAAUAUGGAAUACAGAUAUUGACUUUGAAAGUAACGAAGAGAAUAUCAGUACUAUAAUUAGUAAGAGCGUGUUGUUGAGUAUCAGCUUCAGUCAGGACGGAGACAAGUUCGCCACUUGCGGAGACACUUGUCAGCUGUGGGAAGAGUCUCGUAGCGAACCAAUCAGAACACUCACUUGGGAUGUGGACUCUCUCAACUACUUAGCCUUCAAUCCUGUCGAGACUUAUCUUUUAGCUGCGUGUGGCAGUGAUAGAAGCGUAAUUCUGUACGACACCAGAGAAUCAGGACCGCUACGUAAACUGACGAUGGCCCUCCGGACAAAUCAGCUUGCAUGGAACCCGAUGGAGGCGUUUACAUUCACCUGCGCCAAUGAAGACUACAACUUGUACACAUAUGACAGUCGUAAUCUGAAGAUGGCCUUGAAUGUACACAAGGACCAUACCUCAGCUGUUACUUGUGUUGACUACGCUCCUACUGGCCGAGAGUUUGUGUCCGGCAGUUACGACAAAUCUGUACGCAUUUACGAAGUCACUAAGGGACAUUCAAGAGACAUUUACCACACAAAGCGAAUGCAGAGACUAACCAGUGUUGCUUGGACAAUGGACAACAAAUACAUCGCCACUUCCUCGGAUGAGAUGAACAUACGACUGUGGAAAGCAAGGGCAUCGGAAAAGUUGGGCGUGCUGAUGGGCAGAGAAAGGGCAGCUCUGAAUUACAACGAGGCGUUGAAGAAGAAGUUUGCCAACCAUCCACAGAUUAGGAGGAUAGCUCGACACAGACAAGUGCCCAAACACAUCUACAAUGCUCAGAGAGAGCAGCGCACCAUCCGGGACAAAACAAAGAGAAAAGAAGCCAACCGCCGUACCCAUUCCAAGCCUGGAACAGUUCCUUUUGUGCCAGAAAGAAAGAAACAUAUUGUCACAGAAAAAUCUUAGUGGUUUUUAUAUCAUUAUAUUUAAUGUAAAAAGUUUUCCACAUAAUUGAUUAAAAGUACAACUCCAAAGUA
Macrosteles quadrilineatus (aster leafhopper) is the source of this 1636-nucleotide messenger RNA. Its product is annotated as DDB1- and CUL4-associated factor 13-like. Gene Ontology annotation, biological process: maturation of SSU-rRNA from tricistronic rRNA transcript (SSU-rRNA, 5.8S rRNA, LSU-rRNA). Lineage: Eukaryota; Metazoa; Arthropoda; Insecta; Hemiptera; Cicadellidae. The record is from RefSeq and is a predicted model, not a curated record. The transcript has 9 exons. The coding region runs from base 231 to 1565 and encodes 444 amino acids. Gene Ontology annotation, molecular function: protein binding. Gene Ontology annotation, cellular component: small-subunit processome; nucleolus.